This is a messenger RNA of Cladophialophora yegresii CBS 114405, 2544 nucleotides long. RefSeq lists its product as uncharacterized. The transcript is spliced from 2 exons. The coding region runs from base 1 to 2544 and encodes 847 amino acids. The record is from RefSeq and is a predicted model, not a curated record. Gene Ontology annotation, molecular function: ubiquitin protein ligase activity. NCBI's taxonomy places the organism in Eukaryota, Fungi, Ascomycota, Eurotiomycetes, Chaetothyriales, Herpotrichiellaceae.
AUGGGCAACACCAGCUCGGCACUGCGUGCUCAAGUGAACAAUGGAGAAUCGGGGGAAGCGAUGAAUACUCGCGAUGCCAACGAGACCACAGUUGGUGACGCAGGCACUCAGCGUAGCAGGUCGCGGCUAGCGAGAAGAAAUACCCAAACGUUGAGGGCCGCGGGCCAGAGAGCGAGUACACUCUAUGACACGUUUCGACGCCAUCGAUCCGCCGAAUCCAUGUCGUCAAGCCCGAAUGCAGGUCAUUCGACGCCGUCCCCCUCCGAGAUGGAGUAUGAACAGGAGAAUAGACCGCUAGUGGCCACUGGAGAUGUAGACAUGGGAGAUGCUAUCCCAACACCCAUCGUUUCGCCCUCGCCGAUAAGGAGGAGGUCUACGAUGUCAAGACUUGGGUCGCGACUCCUCCCAGAUGCGGUCGCCCGGGGUCUGCUAAACAGUGGAGAGGAGACUGCAGAAGAGGGCCGCGCGUUACGGCAUGGAUUGUCUGGCCGGUUACGCCCUUCUGUCUACGAACGUCAACCGAACGCGGAUGGCACCAGUCGAUUGUCCCUCACGGGCUCCAUACGAAGACGUGGAGACAAUCGCACCGAGUCCCGACGGCGAACCAUCCGCGGACCAUUCCCUCUUCUACAGAGCACAAGCGGAGCACGCGACCGCAGGGAUUCAUUCGAUGGUGACGGCGAGGCUAACCUACGAGACCUGCCCUCAAUGGGCACGGCUGGCUUACGGCAUUGGAACCGAUUCAGCAGGGUACGGGACUCCAUGUCUGUCUCUCAGCGAAUUUCGAGUUUGUUUCGGCAGUCCUCAGAGCAACUGCAGUCGACGCAAAGUGGGCGCGAAUCUCCCGUUCGACCAGCUAGAGUCACUUUUGCGGAUGAGUCCGAUCAUCUGUUGUUGUCCAACGCCUCCGCUGACCACCGCCACGAAAACGAUGAAGCUCCCCACGAACUGGACGCUGUCGAGCCCGAGGCAAGAACUCUGCUGCCCUCGCCGCGAGUCACCUCAGGCAUGAGUACAAUCAGACGAUUUCAACCAGGCCUGCGAUCGAGGUCGACUCGACUCAUAAGAAGAGGAGAACACCCGCCCCUUUCGCAGGUCCUCCAGCUCGCUGCUGCAGCCAUUGCAGCACAGCUUUCAGGCCAUGCCACGGCAGGCUCAACUGGUGGCCGUCACCUUGGUGGCGAUACUUUUGACGGGAGUAUCCAGAAUUUCGUACAGACGCUGCAAGAUGCGGCAACAGCACAAGCUGGAGAGAACAUCGAUAUGAAUGCAUCUGAUGGUGAUCUCCCCCCAGUGAACUUUAUGAGAGUCUUCCAAUUUCCAAACGACGAGAAUGGAUCUCCUAUUGCUUCACAAGCACAGGCUCGUGACGUCGAUCAAAUGGACUUGGAUACCAUCACAGGGCCUGGUGACAACGAUCGGUCCGUAACAUUGGUCCUGGUGGGUGUGCGGUCCCUCCCUCACGGGUCCGACGCUUCUGGUGGCGAGAACGGGACCCUAGGCCCGAGCCUCGACACGCUAUUGAGCCUGCCUUUUUUACCUCCUGCCAAUGUUUUAAGAAAUGGCAGCUCAGGCGCCCUGUUCCGGCGUUCAGAAGGAAGAAAUAGGCACGCCGCACGACGUCACUCGAUGACGAAUUUCAGCUUCCCUGCCCAGUAUGAGUCUCAGCGGCACCAGCGCACUAGGACGCACAAUAGCCGCUUGUCAAGCCACUCCGACCAAAUAGCACCGACCACGCCUGAUACAGGUCCGGGGUCUACACUAGUUUCGGAGUCCCCUCCAGGGCCUCAUCCACCGCCGUCAACACCAGCAGAUAUUAGAAGUGGCCAUGCCACGCCGAUACGCCGACCAUCUUCUGCCUCCGCUACAGCUAAUCAGACACUCUCCGAUCUUGACGAAGAUCGACCGCAGCAAGAGCUCGACAACCCUCCCUACGAAACUUCGUUCAACGCUGCUCGUCAACGCAGACGAAGUGACUCAGAGUUUGCUCGUCGUCCAGAGCUAGGAUCAGGUGCAGCGCGACGGAAUGGAAUGGUGGAGCCUGAUCCACCGCCAGCCGGAGCCGGACGAAGCUGGCUCAUCUAUGUGGUGGGCACAAACGUGUCGCCAGAUCAUCCUGCUUUCGCUAUGCCAAGCUUGUUCACCGACAACCCUUCCUAUGAGGACAUGCAGAUGCUAUCAACGCUUCUUGGACCUGUGAAGCCACCUGUUGCAACACAAGAGGACGUAAGUGCCGCUGGCGGCGUCUUCAGGCUCGUUGUCCACGAACCAGGUUUCCUGGGGCAGCCCCUUACGGAAGAUAAUGAUAGUUCCACACUGGUGAUCAACCUUGGAGAACGCUGUCUUAUAUGCUUGGCGGAUUAUGAGGUUUCGGAGGACGUGAGGCGUCUCGACAAAUGCAAGCACGUCUAUCACCGCGAAUGCAUCGAUGAAUGGCUUACCACCGGUCGGAAUAGCUGCCCAAUGUGUCGUGGCCAGGGUGUGCAGGAGAAAACCGCUUCAUCGACGCCCAAUGCUGCUCCAGCUUCCUCAGCUUCCCUUUGA